CAACCAAUAGUGAUAUCCUAUGGUGUCCACUUUCUAGGUCCAUCGACUAUUGCCGUCGAUUUCUGCAUGGGUUUAUAUUACCAUGCAACGGAGGUGCCUUUCAAUAAAACGAUCCUUCUAUUCUUAAUUCCAACACCAUGAAACUACAUUUCUGAUCCCGCAGGACUAUUCCGGGUCCCUCCGUCCAAAAUGCGGGUGUGUCCUAGUCUCCUAAACAAAGCAAUCAUGGCAGAUCGCGCGUCAAGCGCCCACGCUCAACCGAAGAGCUCGUUCGGCGCGCGACUCCAAAGUCCAUUCCACCUGAGGCCCGCCGACGACGACGAGCCGCAAAACUGGUGGAUCGCAUCGACCGCAAUCCCGCUGAUUGCUGCGACCACGGCGCCCCUGGCGAAUGUCAUGUCGAUAGUGGCGCUAGUUUCCUCCUGGAAGGUGACACUUCUAACCAAGACCGAUUCGUUCGGGCAGCCCAUCCAGAAACCCUUGGCAGACCCACGAUGGUGUAUAGCUUUGAACUCGACGUCGCUGGCCUGCGGCUUGGCAGGGAAUUUGUUCCUGUUGUUCAAUUUCACCCGGACCGUGCGGUACAUUAUCGCCUUGCCGGUCUCGAUUGUCCUCUGGUUCCUUUCGACGUCGAUUCUGAUCGGCAUCACGGCUGCGAUGCAUAUCUACGCGCCGCCCGUGCCCCCCGAUCAGACGUACUCGCAGGCGUACUGGAGUGCGGUCAUCGCCGCGGUGCUCUAUUUCAUACUCGGUGUGAUACUGAUGAUCAACAUGCUGGGAUAUGUGCUGGGCCACUAUCCGCAGUAUUUCGCUCUGACCGACGGCCAGCGCACGCUCAUCCUGCAGACGACCGCCUUCGUGGUCUGGCUGAUCAUCGGGGCUGCGAUCUUCAGCAAUGUGAUAGGCAUAUCGUUCGCAGACGCGCUAUAUUUUUCUGAUGUCACGAUCCUUACAUUAGGAUAUGGCGACAUCACUCCUACGACGCCUGUGGCCAGGGGCCUCGUCUUCCCGUAUGCGGUCAUGGGCAUGAUUAUCCUGGGUCUGGUGGUCAACAGCGUGCUGCAAUUCGCGCACGACAUCCAGUACAAACAGGUCAUCCGCAAGCACGUGGAGCGCAAACGCCAGGCAACAGUCGACCGUUCCGUGUCCGUUGAACCGGGAGUAGGAUCUCAGCUCGAGUACAAACCGCGACACUCCGGCCGGCCGAUACGAAGCACGAUCGGCGCCCUAUCCAUAAUGGGCCGCCCCAGACCGGUAGUAAUGAAAGAGGAGAAGGACCGAUUCGACGCGAUGCGGGCGAUCCAGCGGGAGACGCUGUUCUUCCGACGAUGGUACAACCUGGUGCUGAGCGUGAUCAUGUUCGGGAUCGUGUGGACGAUCGGGGCGGUGGCGUUCUGGAAGAUGGAGGACAUCACGUACUUCGAAGCGCUGUACUACGGAUUCUGCUCGCUGCUGACGAUCGGGUACGGCGACAUCACGCCGUCGACGAACGCGGCCAAGCCGUUCUUCAUCGUGUGGUCGCUGGUCGCCGUGCCGACGAUGACGACCCUGAUCUCCGAGAUGAGCGACACCAUCGUCGCGGCCUUCAAACACGCCACCGACAUCGCCGCCGACUGGACCGUGCUGCCACAGUCGGGCCGCUACGCCAAAUUCGUCCGCAAGAUCCCGCCGCUGUACACGGCGCUCAAACACCGCGAGGAGCACAAACGCCUCGCCGAGGGCUUUCCCGUUGGGCCUGCCGCUGGAGAUGGGGACGCGGAAACGGGCGCCAAGGCAUUGUUCCCGAGCACAAGCCACCAGGACGGCGACCCCCAACAACAAACAACCCUCAAUACCCUCGCCGACGACCCCAACUCAACUCCAACCGGCCUCCAACUCGCACAGCAACUCGCCCUCGCGAUCCAGCGCACCACCCGCGACGCACUCAACGGCCAACCGAAGCAGUACACGUACGAGGAAUGGGUCGAGUUCACGCGGCUGAUCCGAGCGACGGACCCGGGUUCAUCGGGGGUCGAGCUGCAGGAGGACGAGUACGGCGUGCUGAACUGGGACUGGAUCGGUGCGACGAGCCCCAUGCUCGCCAGCCAGACAGAGCCGGAGUGGGUGCUGCAUCGGUUGUGCGAGAGUAUGAUCCGGUGUUUGGACGCGAGUGCGAAGCGGUCUGCCGAGGGUUGUGGGAGGGAGGGGGAGGAUGAUGAGCCGACGCUGCGGAAGGAGCGGGCCAUCACGUUCGCGGAUGGAUGAUUUUACCGG
Aspergillus homomorphus CBS 101889 is the source of this 2253-nucleotide messenger RNA. RefSeq names its product potassium channel family protein. Gene Ontology annotation, biological process: stabilization of membrane potential; potassium ion transmembrane transport. The transcript is spliced from 2 exons. The coding region runs from base 226 to 2244 and encodes 672 amino acids. NCBI's taxonomy places the organism in Eukaryota, Fungi, Ascomycota, Eurotiomycetes, Eurotiales, Aspergillaceae. Gene Ontology annotation, cellular component: membrane. The record is from RefSeq and is a predicted model, not a curated record. Gene Ontology annotation, molecular function: potassium ion leak channel activity.